Messenger RNA from Aegilops tauschii subsp. strangulata, 522 nucleotides. RefSeq lists its product as uncharacterized. Lineage: Eukaryota; Viridiplantae; Streptophyta; Magnoliopsida; Poales; Poaceae. The record is from RefSeq and is a predicted model, not a curated record.
AUGACUGGCUAUUGCAAUGCAAUGAGAAAGUUGGAAAAGAAGUUUGAAGGGUUAGAGCUCCACCACAUACCCCAACUGAAGAAUCAUGCAGCUGAUGACUUGGCAAAGAUAGAUUCCAAGCGGGAGCCCGUUCCCAGCAAUGUGUUCUUGGAGCAUCUUCACACCCCGUCAGUUCAAGAGGAUCCUUUCACAGAAGAGCCCCCACAACCGAAAAGUCCCACUGAUCCGACUGAGGUUGAAAUCCCAGCCGUGGUCGACCUGAUCAUGGAGGUUUUGGUCGUCAUCCCCGAUUGGACGGUGCCAUAUAUUGCAUAUCUGCUUAGGAAAGAACUUUCAGACGAUGAAGAUGAGGCUCGUCAGAUUGUCCGUCGAUCCAAAGCCUUCAUCGUGAUAGGUGGACAGCUUUACAGAGAGAGUGUUACUGGAGUCGCCCAGCGAUGCAUCACGCCAGAAGAAGAUAAUGGCUCCACUUUGAUUCUGACAAGUUCAGAGCAUUAUGCGCUUCCCAAGGAACUCGGGUAG